This is a messenger RNA of Brienomyrus brachyistius, 4851 nucleotides long. Its product is annotated as lysine-specific demethylase 6A-like. Gene Ontology annotation, molecular function: RNA polymerase II cis-regulatory region sequence-specific DNA binding; chromatin DNA binding; histone H3K27me2/H3K27me3 demethylase activity. NCBI's taxonomy places the organism in Eukaryota, Metazoa, Chordata, Actinopteri, Osteoglossiformes, Mormyridae. Gene Ontology annotation, biological process: heart development; regulation of gene expression. Gene Ontology annotation, cellular component: MLL3/4 complex. The record is from RefSeq and is a predicted model, not a curated record.
AGGGGAAGGUCGAUCCCGAGCUGUUCUGCCAACUGGGCCACUUCAGCCUCCUCCUGGAGGAUUAUCCGAAAGCAUUAUCUGCGUACCAGAGGUACUUCAGUUUACAGUCGGACUACUGGAAGAAUGCUGCCUUUUUGUACGGCCUUGGUAUGGUCUACUUCCAUUACAAUGCAUUUCAGUGGGCGAUCAAAGCCUUCCAGGAGGUGCUGUACAUUGACCCCAGCUUCUCUCGGGCCAAGGAGAUCCAUCUGCGCCUCGGACUCAUGUUCAAAGUCAACACAGACUAUGAGUCAAGCCUAAAGCAUUUUCAGCUGGCUUUAAUUGACUCAAACCCCUGCACUUUGUCCAAAGCUGAAAUUCAGUUCCACAUCGCUCACUUGUAUGAGAUCCAGAAGAAGUACCGAGCUGCCAAGGAGGCGUACGAGACCCUCCUGCAGACGGAGAACCUCUCGGCACAGGUGAAGGCCGCCACGCUGCAGCAGCUGGGCUGGAUGCAUCACACGGUGGAGCAGCUUGGAGACAAAGCCAGUAAGGACAGCUACGCUAUCCAGUGUCUGCAGAAGUCGCUGGAAGCCGACCCAAACUCGGGCCAGUCCUGGUACUUCCUGGGCAGGUGCUAUUCCAGUAUUGGCAAGGUCCAGGAUGCCUUCAUCUCCUACCGCCAAUCCAUCGACAAGUCUGAGGCCAGUGCUGACACGUGGUGCUCAAUAGGCGUGCUCUACCAGCAGCAGAACCAGCCCAUGGACGCCCUGCAGGCCUACAUCUGCGCGGUGCAGCUGGACCACGGGCACGCUGCCGCCUGGAUGGACCUGGGUACCCUGUAUGAGUCCUGCAACCAGCCCCACGACGCCGUCAAGUGUUACAUCAACGCGACACGCAGCAAAAACUGCAGCAACAGCGCCGCACUCCUGGCCCGCAUCAAAUGCCUGCAGGCUCAGUUGUGUAACCUCCAGCAGAGUAGUCUGCAGAGUAACAGUAAAAUGCUUCCCAGUAUAGAGGAAGCAUGGAGCUUACCAAUCCCAGCAGAGCUAACAUCCAGGCAGGGCGCCCUGAGCACGGCCCAGCAGGCCUGCAAACCGCACCAGGGGGGUGCCGGCGAGGGCGGCCCUGGGCAGCCCCCCGUACCACCCCAGGCGCUGCCGCUGCCCGCGGGGCCCGCCGACGAGCGCUCCAGCCCGGCCAAGCGGAAGCGGACGUCGAGCCCAGAGAAGCGGAAUCCCCCCGAAGCCUGGGAGGGCAGCCCAGUGGCGGGGGCCGCCCAUCAGCAGCAGCAAGCCCCAAGCUGGUACCUGACGCCUCAGAAGAUGCAGCUCCUGGAGCAGUUACGGACCAGCCGAGCGAAUCUGAAACCUUUUCAGCUCCAGAUGCUGGAACAGCUGGAGAGCCAGUUCAGUGUCAUGCAGCAGCGCCGACAGCAGGUGAGACACGCCGUUGCCAUUGGCCAGGUGCGACUGUCCGUGCCCAACGGUCCCCGGCCUGGUCCACCGCCGCCUGCUCACGUCGCAGCCCAGCACCCCCACGGGGCUGCUUCUCGCAUGCCUGGCCCCGCCUGCCCUGGGCCCCCACUGGCCAACGGGCCCUUCCCACCUGGCUCUGUCCCCUCCGGGGGGGGUCUCCAUGCGCUGGGGCUGGGGAGCAAUGGAAACGUGCCUUACCUGCAGCAGAACGCACUACCUCACGCCCGCCCGACGCCAGUUGGCUGUGCCGAAGAGCCGUGGGCAGACCGACGUGUCACUCAGGGGCUUCAGAAAGUUCCGGGUCUGUGUCCCGCUGCCCCCAAUGGCGAACAGACUUUCUCUCUCACUGGGACAUCCCCCGAUUCCCAGUCAGCUGGCACCGGUGCUCAGAAUCAGGUCGGGCAACCCAGCGUGCCGAGCGACUCUCCGCCACAGGGGGGCGCUCACAAUCACCUCCCCCCCCCUCCCCACACGCCUACCUCAGGUGGACAGCAAGGCGUCCCCUUAACCAAAGAGAGCGGGCCUUCAGGGAACGGCACGCCGAGCGGCGCCGUCGCUGUCGACGGGCUGCCUAAUCACGUCCAUCAGGCAGCGGCAGGCGCCGCCCCCAGCCCCGGCUCCGCGGGGCCCCGGACCCUGGGCCCUGGACUCACUUCAGACAAUCCUCAGCUCUCUGCCUUGUUGACGGGAAAAGCCGGUAACGGCAGCCCCAGUGAGAGGCUCAACAACAUCCAUCCGGCCGCCCACGGCCCCAGUGUCCCGGGGGACGCCCCCUCGCUCCCCCCCAAGCCUGCGGAACCCAGCGCCACCAGCCUUAACGGCCCCCCCUCGGGCCUGGGACCUACAGUAAACGGGAGGGGCUCGGAUGACUCGUGGAGCCCCCUAGCGGCAGAUCCCCCCAUCUUUGGACGCAAACCCGUUCUGACCUUGGCACCCUCGUCCUCUCUCUCCAUCUACCCGAGUUCUGCAGAUGUGCUCAAGGCUUGCAGGAAUCUGGGCAAGAACGGCCUGUCGAGCAGCAGCAUCCUGUUGGGGAAGUGCCCUCCUCCGCGGGUGCCGGCUGCACCCACCCCCCCACUGCCAAAGGACAAACUGAACCCCCCCACGCCAAGUAUUUAUCUGGAGAACAAGAGGGAUGCUUUCUUCCCACCCCUGCACCAGUUCUGUACGAACCCAUCCAACCCGGUGGCGGUAAUCCGGGGCCUGGCUGGUGCGCUGAAACUGGACCUGGGCCUCUUCUCCACCAAGACCCUGGUGGAGGCCAACCCCGAGCACCUGGUGGAGGUGCGGACGCAGCUGUCCCAGCCUGCUGACGAGAACUGGGACACCACAGGCACCCGCAAGGUGUGGCGCUGCGAGAGCGGCCGCUCGCACACCACCAUCGCCAAGUAUGCUCAGUACCAGGCUUCGUCCUUCCAGGAGUCCCUACGGGAGGAGAAUGAGAAGAAAGGGCAGAAGGACCACUGGGAUGCGGACUGCGCGUCCUCGGACAGCGUGGGCAGGCGACGGAAAGGCCCCGUUAAGUACAUCAAAUUUGGGACGAACGUUGACCUGUCAGACGAGAAGAAGUGGAAGCUGCAGCUGCAGGAGCUGAGCAAGCUGCCUGCGUUUGCCCGCGUGGUGUCUGCAGGGAACCUCCUGAGUCACGUGGGACACACUGUCCUGGGCAUGAACACCGUGCAGCUCUACAUGAAGGUCCCCAGCAGCCGCACCCCAGGUCACCAGGAGAACAACAACUUCUGCUCCGUCAACAUCAACAUCGGCCCGGGAGACUGCGAGUGGUUCGCUGUGCCAGAGCUGUACUGGGGCGUCAUGAAUGACUUCUGUGAGAAAAAUAAUAUCAACUUUCUCAUGGGCUCUUGGUGGCCCAACCUGGAGGAUCUGUACGAGGCCAAUGUGCCGGUCUACCGCUUCAUCCAGCGGCCGGGAGACCUGGUGUGGGUCAACACAGGCACGGUGCACUGGGUGCAGGCCAUCGGCUGGUGCAACAACAUCGCCUGGAACGUGGGGCCGCUCACAGCCUACCAGUACAAGCUGGCCGUGGAGCGAUAUGAGUGGAAUAAGCUCCAGAGCGUAAAAUCCAUCGUUCCCAUGAUUCACCUGUCCUGGAACAUGGCCAGGAACAUCAAAGUGUCAGACCACAAGCUUUUUGAGAUGAUCAAGUACUGCCUCCUGAGGACCCUGAAGCAGUGCCAGAUGCUGAGGGAGGCUCUCAUCUCCGCAGGGAAGGAGGUGCAGUGGCACGGAAAGACCCGGGAGGAACCGGCACACUACUGCAGCAUCUGUGAGGUGGAGGUCUUCAACUUGCUCUUCGUCACCAGUGAGAGCAACUGGCGUAAGACCUACGCAGUGCACUGCCAGGACUGUGCGCGCAAGGCCAGUGCUGAUCUGCACGCCUUUGUGGUGCUGGAGCAGUACAAGAUGGAGGAUCUCAUGCAGGUGUACGACCAGUUCACGCUGGCCCCGCCUUUGCCUCCUCCCUCAUCUUGACGUCGACAUUUCCUGCCCGGCGCACUGUGCGCGGGAAGUCGAGGAGGCCUUUCUGAUAUUCAGGAAGCCAGCCGGUCCAGAUGCCGCUGGGCUCUGUAGCUAAUCCUACGAGGCUGCGUCUGGAAGCUUCUGUCUAUGCAACCUGCCGACCCAGCGAUGGGAGGGCGGGGGACCCUCUGGGACACUCGACAGCCCCCCCUGGCUGUAUGCAUAUGGAGCCCAUUGGGUGGAGGCACCCCUUUUGUACAUAUCGAUACCUUCAUCGGUCACAACUGGCAAACACAAAGACUACUGACCCGAAUCUCCGUUUUCUAUUGUUUUUGGGCUGAUACAAAGUUUUUUUUAUUUUAAUUUUUUUCUCCUCCUUCCCCCCCCCCCCACACCCACGAAAUGAAUACUAGCUUGGCUGGUCUUUUUUUGUAUAGUAGACAGACAUUUUAAGUCUAUUUGGGCAACAAAAUGACAAAGAGAAAUGGGGGGGGAAUUUGUAAUGUGAAACGUUAGGUGAUAUAAUUUUUUACGGCUUUCGUUUUACGUCGUUAUUUUUGGAACCAUGUCGGUAAAUCUUUCGGUUUCUUAGUUUAAAUUUUAAAAGAGGGAAAAAAUCAAGGACGACAGCCAAGUGAAGAGAAUUCGUUGCACAUAGACUAAGAAUUAAACAUUAAUUUGCGAUUUUCUUUGUUUCUAAUCUUGAUGUAAAUUUACACUAUUUAUAAAUACAUAUUUAUUGCUUGGAAAUAUUUGUGGAUGGAAUGCUGUUAUUUUUCCCAGAGUACCUGCCAUUAAAUUUUAAGGAGUUCUGUCAUUUUACGCACCACUCCUAAUUACCUUUUCUAUAUAUAAAUGAAACUGCUUAGCAACCUUGUACAGAAACAUCAUUAAAAUUGUUUUAUUGUUUGCUGUA